GUUGCAGACGUGCUUUUAUCAUGUUGUAUUUAUUAUUAAUCCAGUUAAUAAUACUGCCAGUGUAUGAUGCUCAACAAAACUUUCAAUAUGAUUAUUAUUGGAUACUGUUUAGUUACGAUAUAGAUGGAGUAAAAUACACGAAUGACUCGGAUUACGAACACAAAGAAGGGACGUUCGCCUUUCAGGACGUGGCCUUAGAGGAGCAUGAAAAGUUUCUAAUAAGACAAAACUUGAAUCCCUAUGAUUUUAUUCAUGAUGCUUAUCUAGUAAUAAUAAGCAUCCCUAGAACUCGACCUGGAAUACCAUUUACUCUCAACUAUUUUAGUAGAUUUGAUUAUGGGAAGGAGCCAAUGCUGAAACCAUUUCCUAAUUCAAAGGAUGGUAAAGAAUUGAUAUCGGUUUUUAACAUGUUUGAAGACAGCUGUUUUAGACUUUGGUUUGUUGAUACAGGAUACCUCGAUAUCCCAGGUGUGCGAAAGCAAGUAAAACCAGCAUCAUUGCUACUUUACAGUAAUCUUCCAAAACCAGAAUUUCAGUUCAGGAAAGAUAUUGACAGUGCUUUUCUCCAUAAUGGUAUCACUAGUGGACUCCGAUCUCUAUCGGUUGAUUUUAUAUUACCGUGCUCCGAGUCUUACGUAUACAUUACUGACGACACUACCCGCGACCUCAUCGUCUUCUCGCUUCAGGACUUGCGUUUUACGAAAAUCAGCCGCGCAAGUAAUACGGCUGAUUCUUGGAAAUUUAUUGUGCCACAGUUUGAAACACAAUACAGGUUAGAAGUUGAAAAAUAUAGAAAAAGGCCAAAUGAAACAUACGAACAUUAUGUAGAUUUUUUAACUUCUACAAAUCAACUGUAUGAGCCAAGAAGUGAUUCAAGACCUCGUGUAAGUUCUUAACUGAUAACCGAGAGAUUUUUUGAGAUAAAGAUGUAAAACCUCUUUAUUAUUUCGCAAAUUCUGGUUGGUUAAAUUAUCUAAACUCGAUCGAAUCAAGUUUUAAUUAUUAUUCUAAAUUAAAAUAUAGUGUGAUAGUACAA
This is a messenger RNA of Bombyx mandarina (wild silkworm), 1036 nucleotides long. RefSeq names its product L-dopachrome tautomerase yellow-f-like. The record is from RefSeq and is a predicted model, not a curated record. Lineage: Eukaryota; Metazoa; Arthropoda; Insecta; Lepidoptera; Bombycidae.